AUGGUCGGCCGGCUGGUGUGCGGCCUGGCGUCGGCCGGCGUGACGACCAUCGCGCCGCUGUACGCCGAGGAGGUGGCGGCGCUGGAGGUGCGCGGCGCGCUGGGCACUCUUCUCGACCUCAUGCUGGCCGCCGGCCUGCUGGUGGUGUACGGGCUGGGCAUCGUGCUGCCCGUGCGCUGGCUCACCGCCGCCAUGGCCGCCCUGCCGCUCUGCUUCUGCGUCGCCUUCUUCACGAUGCCGGAGUCCCCGGAGUACCUGCGCCGCCGGGGCAAGCACGACGAGGCCCAGCGGGCGGCCGCCUGGCUGCGGCUGGACCACGGCUCUGCAGAGCUGGUGCCCGUGCUGACCGAGACGCAGCAGCUGAAGCAGCAGCAGCGCCACCGGGAGGGGCAGGGUCAGCGCUGGGAGCAGGCGCAGCGCAGCGUCCAGGCGCUUUCCCAGAAGAAGCCCACGGCGCGCGCCUGCAUCUUGGUCUUCUCGCUCAUGGCCUUCCAGCAGCUCAGUGGCAUAGACGCCAUACUCUUCUACACCGUCGACAUAUUCCAGGAAGCAGGGACGUCCAUCUCCCCGCAGCUGUCGAUGGUGAUAACGGGUGCCAUCCAGUUCGUGGCGACCGGAUUCUCUUCGGUGCUGGUGGAGAACGCGGGUCGUCGCCCGCUGAUGAUCAGCUCCGGGCUGCUGAUGACGUUCUCGCACUUGACGCUGGCGGUGCACCAGGGUUGGCCGUGGCUGCAGCUCGCGGCCGGCUGGCUGCCACUCGUGGCCAUCAACCUCUUCCUCAUCGGCUUCGCCGUGGGGCUGGGCCCGCUGUCGUGGCUGCUGAUCGCCGAGCUGCUGCCGCCCGGAGACAAGCGCUGGGCCGUCGGCGCCGCCACGUCCGUCAGCUGGCUCGCCUGCGCCCUCAUGACCGGCUUCUUCGACGAGUUCGUCCGCCUCUUCGGCACGUCGGCCGCCUACUGGGUGCUGGGCUGCAUCUGCGCCGCCUACACAGUCUUCGUCACGGCGCUGCUCCCGGAGACGCGCGGCCUCACGGGCCACCAGAUACAGUGCCACCUGUCGAGGCAGGGCGGCACCUCCUGCUGCAUAAGUUCCGGCAGCUGCGACAACGUGCAGGAGACCGACCAAACGUCAGGACAUGUCUAGCAGCGAGUGGCUUUCUCUCCCAGCAAGACUGAAAAGAGACUGCGCUGUUGUCCUCAUUAGAACUGUUUGGAAAGCAAAAGAACACUUCUGCCGCAGUUGAUACAGUAGUCAAUGAAUCAUCAAACACACACACACUCUCUCUCUCUGUCUAUACGCACACACACACACACACACACACACACACACACACACACACACACACACAAUCUCCCAUCAGUCACUUGCGAGGUAAAAUAAUAGACUGAAAUUGUUGUUGACUUUCCCCUUCACAAAGGCUACAGGCAACUUACUAUGGUACUAUCUAUUUUGGGUCGACAAUCUUUUCACUCGUUUGACGCUGUUUACCACGACUUCUUCUUCUCUGCUUAUCUCUUCAUCGGAAACUAGUACUUGCACUCAACACCCUCAAUUAUUUGUUGAGUGUAUUCCGAUCUCCUCCCCUACUCCCCUCUGCAGCUCCAUCUAUUUCUUGAUGUAUUGAUACAUGUCCUAUCAUCUUGUCGCUUUUUCUUGUAUGUGUUCUCUAUGUGUUCCUUUCUUCUUUGAUUCUGCGAACCAUGUUCUUACGUUAUCAGUCCAACUAAUGUCCGCCCCCGGUAGCUGAGUGGUAACUGAGUGGAAGGAUCAACAAUCGGACUUUAACGAAUGUCACGUGACGUCCGC
Schistocerca americana (American grasshopper) is the source of this 1806-nucleotide messenger RNA. Its product is annotated as facilitated trehalose transporter Tret1-like. Gene Ontology annotation, biological process: transmembrane transport. The record is from RefSeq and is a predicted model, not a curated record. Gene Ontology annotation, molecular function: transmembrane transporter activity. The transcript is spliced from 2 exons. NCBI's taxonomy places the organism in Eukaryota, Metazoa, Arthropoda, Insecta, Orthoptera, Acrididae. Gene Ontology annotation, cellular component: membrane. The coding region runs from base 1 to 1143 and encodes 380 amino acids.